Pleurotus ostreatus (oyster mushroom) is the source of this 837-nucleotide messenger RNA. RefSeq lists its product as uncharacterized. The coding region runs from base 1 to 837 and encodes 278 amino acids. NCBI's taxonomy places the organism in Eukaryota, Fungi, Basidiomycota, Agaricomycetes, Agaricales, Pleurotaceae. The transcript has a single exon. The record is from RefSeq and is a predicted model, not a curated record.
AUGCCUCCACGGAAAGCCCGCACCUCUGCUUGCCCAUGCGACGCCAACGGCCGCUUUCUAUCAUCGUCCUACAUAGCCACUUCAUCAGUCGCUUCUGCCACUCCGCAUCCCUCACCCCCAAACUCACCAACAGUCCCACCCACUCGGCCUUUGUCCCCAGUACUGGACAUGGCAGGUGACACAGGCAACCAGGAGCCCAAUCCCUUGGAGAUGCGGGUCAUAGGAUUGGAAUCGAGUGUGAACGAGAUCCUUGAUCUCCUUCGCAAAGCAGUGAGAAACCCUCCUCCCCCCCUCCUCCCCCUGUCCCUCCUGUCCCAGCGGUUCCAGCUGCCCUGGUCGCGCCACUCGUUCAAGGGCCCCCCCCCUUUGAUCCCUUAUGUGCCUCCUCCUACAGCCAACACCUCUAUCGGUAUGUUAUCAAUUCCUGACUUCUUUCCUGAUGUCGAUGCUGCAAUCGUGGUAUCUAUUGGCAAGCACGAGUUCAAGCCGCAGCAGCUUGGCAAACUCAUUCCCAGCGUCACUGCGAAGGCAACCACCACAAUGUAUGCUCUUGAGGACGGCACAUUACGUGCAAUGGACAUGGCCCCCAUCAAGGACCUCCCAGACUUCUCCACCUUCAUGUGCACCUUGGGCGUGUAUUUUCAAAUCCUUUACUGCUACGCCGGGACGCCUGGCAGCAUCCAAGCAGUGACCGAUGUUGCCAUCUCCACCCAGGCAUACACCAACCUCCUCCACGAAUAUUCUCAUUACUUCAGCUACCCUGCCAUCCUCACCUACCACAUCACUCACCACUCCUGCCGCAUCAGGGAGAUGAUCAGGGGUGAUUACUCCUUAUGA